Messenger RNA from Suillus subalutaceus, 1699 nucleotides. Its product is annotated as kinase-like domain-containing protein. The record is from RefSeq and is a predicted model, not a curated record. Bases 320 to 1558 code for a protein of 412 amino acids. Lineage: Eukaryota; Fungi; Basidiomycota; Agaricomycetes; Boletales; Suillaceae. The transcript has 7 exons. Gene Ontology annotation, biological process: protein phosphorylation. Gene Ontology annotation, molecular function: ATP binding; protein kinase activity.
UAAUGAUCAGAAUGGUCCGUCUGACAUCCAGGAUUCAUACACACGCCACGGCGUACCCCUACCGUCUAGCAGCAACGGACCUAUUAUCACCAAUAAGUUUGUCUCGUUCGAUAGUGGCGGCUUUCAGUCUGGCUCCAGUCGCGAAGGCUGGACUGGUCCGUCGCGCUUGCCGCACGAAAACCGCUAUGAGUCUUCGUACUCCCAAGAGACACCAAAAGAGGUCCCUCAGAGCUGGCAGUCGUCUGACAGACUCAAUUCUCAACAUCCCUUGCUAGACAUUGCGAGCGGGAGUCCUUACUAUCCCGUUCGGCCUUCUAAUAUGCAUUAUGAGGUAUCUGAGGGCGAGUAUCAUCAAACUCUCAACCGAUCAGGAAAUGAAGUACAGCGCAAAGAGCUCGAGAUGAGAAGAGAUAAGGAGGAGGAAGCCAAACGCACUGAAAACGAAGUCAAGAUGGAGGAAGGGCGGACCCAGAGAAUGGAAGGGUUUACAAGGCAUGUGGAGAACUCAACAAGGCGGUUUGGUGGGGAAGACAGACGUCUAGUACAAGAUCCAACGUUGCAGGUGGCGAAACGGCAGGAAGAUGAAGUUGGACGCAAGGAUGAGGAAGCUAGGCUCAAAGGAGAGACGACACGCGCGAUGGAGGAAGAGUUCCGGAGGAAGGCAGAAGAACACAACAUGCAAUGGCAAGAGCUUCAUUCGCUGGAAGAUCUCACUAAUAAAGUCCAGAGGAGAUCGUCCUAUCCUGUUGCUUCCGGAGGUUUUGGGGACAUCUGGAAAGGUGAUUUAGUUAAGCACAGCAGGGUCUUCCAGGUAGCAGUGAAGACCAUUCGCGCAUUCGAGUCGGACAGCAACGAAGUGGCGCGGAAGAAGGCGAAUAGAGUGCGUCGUGAACUGAAAGUUUGGGAACGUCUCAAACAUAACAGCAUUCUUCCACUCUGGGGGGUGGCGGAUGACUUUGGGCCCUACCUCGCAAUGGUUUGCCCAUGGGCUGAUAACGGAGCUCUCACUGGCUUUCUUGAGCUCCGACAAUACAAGCUAUCGUUGCAAGAUAAGUUCUUGCUACUGAAUGAUAUUGCCCUUGGGUUGCAAUAUCUCCACAGAAAAUCAGUUGUCCAUGGUGAUCUGACAGGGUCAAAUGUCUUGAUUUAUGGCAAUGGUCGCGCAUGCCUUGCUGAUUUUGGUCUCUCCACUAUCAUCGUAGAGUUCAUCGGUACCUCAUAUUUUACGAGCUCCAUCCGAGGGAAUGUCCGAUGGGUAGCUGCAGAGUUAUGUGAAGCAACAGAAGACAGUGAAGUCUCACUCAGCGCCGAGUGCGACAUAUACUCAUUUGGCAGUAUCACCUUGCAAAUAUUGACUUGCAAGGUACCCUACUACUAUGUGAAGAGUGACAUGGUAGUGUUGGGACACGUCAUCAAGGGUAAGAAACCGGAGCCUCCCAAGGACUUGCGAAUAGCGCCUGGACACUGGAGCUUCAUACAGCGAUGUUGGCUACCUCGUGCGAGUCGUCCAUCGGUUGGAGAAAUUGUGGCGUUCGUAGAACGAGCUCUGUCAUCCUAGUCCACUGAACGGGGCAACAAAGAUUAAUGAAUUGGAAUGUAACACUUCUCUACGAGCGCUUCACACCUGGAAAGUGGUGUUAAAGCGGCUUGACAUGAUUUAAAUAUCAAUCUGCAUUUUCCAGGCUCUGGCCUCACCCAA